This is a messenger RNA of Stomoxys calcitrans (stable fly), 1832 nucleotides long. Its product is annotated as methylthioribose-1-phosphate isomerase. The transcript has 6 exons. Gene Ontology annotation, molecular function: S-methyl-5-thioribose-1-phosphate isomerase activity. The record is from RefSeq and is a predicted model, not a curated record. Lineage: Eukaryota; Metazoa; Arthropoda; Insecta; Diptera; Muscidae. The coding region runs from base 265 to 1335 and encodes 356 amino acids.
UGAUAAAAGACCGGCUAAAGCAAAAUAACAAUAAAUUUUAUUAUUAUUCUUCGACUACUAGAGAAUUUGCUAAAAUAGUUAUCUUAAUUGAAAUUCGGAAACAGUGCAGACCUCCACAAACUCGACAGACACACAUACACAACUCAACACAACAUCGCUAAUAAUAAUUGGUCAGUUUCAUUGACUUUUGUACAACUUGAGCGAGCGUGCGAUUGUAAAGAAAAGUGAUAGCGGCAAGUGCAGCAGCAUCACUUAUUUGUAAAUAUGUCUUUACAAUCGAUUAAAUACACAACAGGGAAAUUGGAAAUUUUAGAUCAGCUAUUACUUCCCGUCCAGUCCAAAUACUUGGCUGUUAAAGGCGUCGAGGAUGGGUGGAAGGUGAUAAAUAAAAUGCAGGUUCGUGGAGCUCCUGCCAUUGCCAUUGUGGGAUGCUUAUCUUUGGCGGUGGAAAUAUUUCCAGAAGCAUAUGAGUCGAAAAAGACAUUGCGGCAAGAAAUUGAGGGUAAACUCAACUAUCUUGUCUCGGCUAGACCAACAGCGGUGAAUAUGAAAAUCGCUGCAGAUGAAUUGAUUUCACUGGCAAAUGAACUGACAAAAGAUGAAGCCGUUACGGUGGACGAUAUGAAACAAAAAUUUCUUGACGUGACGGAAGCAAUGCUACAGAAGGAUAUCUCCGAUAAUAAAGCCAUUGGAGCAAAUGGUGCCAAAGCUGUGUUGGAAAGUUCCGGCAAAGAUGGUCCAGUGCGCGUUUUAACGCAUUGUAAUACAGGUUCUUUGGCAACAGCAGGUUAUGGCACAGCCCUAGGGGUAGUUAGAAAAUUACACGAACUUAAAAAACUAGAACAUGUGUAUUGCACUGAAACGCGGCCUUACAAUCAGGGAGCACGUUUGACAGCCUAUGAGUUGGUACAUGAUAAAUUACCUGCCACAUUGGUACUUGACAGUAUGGUUGCAGCUCUCUUACGUGCCAAAAAUGUGGCAGCCGUUGUAGUAGGUGCUGAUAGGGUUGCCGCCAAUGGAGAUACUGCCAAUAAAAUUGGCACCUAUCAAAUUGCUGUUGUGGCCAAACACCAUGGAGUGCCAUUUUUUGUGGCUGCCCCCUUAACAUCCAUAGACUUGCACAUACCCAGCGGAGAUCACAUUAUUAUCGAGGAAAGACCAGAUCGGGAAAUGACUCAUGUGGGUGAGCAUAGAAUAGCUGCACCCGGUAUUAACUGUUGGAAUCCUGCCUUUGAUGUUACACCUGCUUCGCUUAUAACUGGCAUAAUUACGGAGCGUGGUGUAUUCAGUCCAAACAAGCUUAAAGAUGAAAUUAGUGCUUUAUUAGAAUUGUAAAUGUAAUGUCCAUAUAUUUUCUUUUUAUUGUUAAGUUUAAACACACAGCUCUUUUAAAUUUCCUUAAUUUAAAUGAAGUCCUACUUGAAUGUCCUUGAGCGAGAGAGAACAAAAAAGCACAGAAAAAAGGUACGAUGUUACGAAUUUCUUUUUUUUUAAUCCCACUUUUGUAUUAUUAGUUUUCUUUAUAACUCAAUCUACAUACAGACAUAUUUAGUUGUGAUAUUGUUGACAAAUACUAGCGACAUUUAAUUUUGCUAACAUACAAUUUUGCUCAAAAACAUUCAAUUCGAGUCCAGCCAAUUAUUCAAUCGUAUCGAAAUUAGACACAAAUAUCCUUUAUAUACAUCAUACAUACCUAUACAUACAUAAAUACGUUUUUUAUAAAGUACAGAUCCGAUUCCAGUUUUCUUUUGCUACAAUAGAAUGUUAAUUAGAUUUUAAGAUGACAGCUUAAUAUGUUCAUGAUCAAUAAAUCAAUAUUGAGAAAACUAGAA